Harpia harpyja (harpy eagle) is the source of this 2281-nucleotide messenger RNA. It is a transcript of the gene TRAF2, whose product is annotated as TNF receptor associated factor 2. The record is from RefSeq and is a predicted model, not a curated record. Lineage: Eukaryota; Metazoa; Chordata; Aves; Accipitriformes; Accipitridae. Gene Ontology annotation, cellular component: cytoplasmic side of plasma membrane; cytosol; plasma membrane signaling receptor complex. Gene Ontology annotation, biological process: tumor necrosis factor-mediated signaling pathway; positive regulation of canonical NF-kappaB signal transduction; positive regulation of JNK cascade. The coding region runs from base 431 to 1849 and encodes 472 amino acids. The transcript is spliced from 10 exons. Gene Ontology annotation, molecular function: zinc ion binding; ubiquitin protein ligase binding; tumor necrosis factor receptor binding.
GAUGUUAGCCGAAACUUAGAACGUGUGGGGAGCUGAAGGAGCCUCGCCGCCGCCUCUGCUGCCCUGAUUGCAAGGAAGGGCCUGGAUGUGCGACCUUGGGCGUCUUAGGUGGCUGGGGGAUGCAGUGGCAGGGCGUGCAGGCAGGAGAUGCAUCUGUAGAUCAUCAUAAGCGGUCAAAACAAAUGCACUUUCUUCUUUUCCUUCUUUCUGAUUUGCUUGUGCCUCUCACAUCUUUGUUUUCUAGCCCUCUGGAGAGCCCUGUAUGCCUGCCUGGGUGUUGCCAGUAAAUCUGGGCUCUGCUGUGUGCACGGCAUUGCCCCGGGACCCCCAGGAACAGCUGGCUCUGGGCAGAAUUGCAGUCCUUUUUGACAACUGGCAGAUGUGAAAACAAGUGGUGGCUCUGGAGAUACAGCCAGAAUUUUUUGUUCACAUGGCAGCAGCAAACUCUACUCCACCUAGCUCUUUGGAUCUAAACCAGCCUGGAUUUGCAAAGGAGAUCCUGGGAACUAAACUGGAGGUCAAAUACCUCUGCUCCGAUUGCAAGAAUAUAUUGAGGAGGCCGUUUCAAGCUCAGUGCGGGCAUCGCUACUGUUCCUAUUGUCUGAAGAAAAUCAUAAGUGCUGGACCUCAAAAGUGUGCCAGCUGUAUUCAGGAAGGAAUAUAUGAAGAAGGAAUUUCUAUUUUGGAAACAAGCUCGGCUUUCCCAGACAACGCAGCUCGUCGGGAGGUGGAAAGUCUGCCUGCUGUCUGUAUUAACAGUGGCUGCACUUGGAAGGGGACUAUUAAAGAAUACGAGGCUCAUGACGAAGUCUGCCCUGAAUUUCCACUGACUUGUGAAGGCUGUGGGAAGAAGAUUCCAAGGGAGAAGUUUCGGGACCAUGUGAAGACUUGUGGCAGAUCUAAAGUGCCUUGCAGAUUCGAGGUUGUUGGAUGUGCUGAGGUGGUGGAAAAUGAAAACCUACUAGAACACGAAAGCAAGUGUUUGGCGGAGCAUCUCUACAUGUUACUGAGUUUUGUGCUCAGCCUCAAGGCUGGGUCUGGAGACCUGAAGGCCCUUCCUGCCCUUUCCUCAUCGCAAAACAACUCCCCACUACUGGCAGCAAACUCUUUGUGCUCAGAGUCGGAGCUCUCCAGGUCGCUGGAGCUGUUGGGGAGAUGUGAGGCCCUUGAGAGGAAAACGGUGACCUUUGAGAACAUUGUCUGUGUGCUCAAUCGGGAGGUGGAAAGAGUGUCUCUAACAGCUGAAGCCUACAGUCGGCAACAUCGACUAGACCAGGAGAAAAUCGAAACACUGAGUAACAAGGUCCGGCAGCUGGAAAGGAGCAUUGGGCUCAAAGAUCUGGCCAUGGCUGAGAUGGAGGAAAAGAUCCGCAACAUGGAAGCUUCCACCUACGAUGGUGUUUUCAUCUGGAAGAUAACAGAAUUUGCCAGAAAGCGUCAGGAGGCGAUAACAGGCCGCUCUCCUGCGAUCUUCUCUCCAGCUUUCUACACAAGCAAGUAUGGCUACAAGAUGUGUCUGCGCGUUUACCUGAACGGGGACGGCACCGGGCGUGGGACCCAUCUCUCCUUGUUCUUUGUGGUGAUGAAAGGACCCAAUGAUGCGCUUCUGCGGUGGCCCUUCAACCAGAAGGUAACCCUGAUGCUCCUGGAUCAGAACAACCGGGAGCACAUCAUCGAUGCCUUCCGACCUGAUGUGACAUCCUCCUCCUUCCAGCGACCCGUCACAGAAAUGAACAUUGCCAGCGGCUGCCCACUGUUCUGCCCUGUCUCCGUGAUGGAAGCCAAGAACUCCUACGUGCGUGAUGAUGCCAUCUUUAUUAAAGCCAUCGUUGAUCUCACGGGCCUCUAACCCUCCUCACCUCCGGGAGCAGUGAACGCAGAGCCAGCCCCGAGUGGGGCAUCCCCCUCUUGUGCUGCACUUCAGGCAGGUCUCGGAGCGAGGAGGGGGCAAACAGUGGAAGGGAAAAAGCCCUUCCCAAAAAGGGACCUUCACUCUGAGUGGAAAUGAGGUGUCUGAUGGGAACCCUCUUCCCUGGUGUCAGAGAGACCUUCCCUGAGAAGAGGUUUGGGUGGACGUUCACAGUCUGCGGGGUACAAGAAGAUCUCCUGCAGGGACUUGGGUGUCUGAACUGCCGUUGUCUGGGCUCCCAGUGGAAACCAGUGCAGCUCUUGCUCUACCAGUUUAGUGCACAUCCGCAGUGCUCUGUAGUAAAACAAGGGUUUGGCCUGCCUGAGCACCACGUCACGUGGAUGUUUGGCUCAGCCAUCUAGGAUUCAGAGA